Messenger RNA from Passer domesticus (house sparrow), 629 nucleotides. Its product is annotated as olfactory receptor 14J1-like. Gene Ontology annotation, biological process: G protein-coupled receptor signaling pathway. The transcript has a single exon. Gene Ontology annotation, cellular component: membrane. Lineage: Eukaryota; Metazoa; Chordata; Aves; Passeriformes; Passeridae. Gene Ontology annotation, molecular function: odorant binding; olfactory receptor activity. The record is from RefSeq and is a predicted model, not a curated record. The coding region runs from base 1 to 618 and encodes 205 amino acids.
AUGUGCUACGACUGCUACGUGUCCAUCUGCAAACCCCUGCACUACGGGACCCUCCUGGGCAGCAGAGCUUGUGCCCACAUGGCAGCAGCUGCCUGGGCAAGUGCCUUUCUCACUGCUCUCAUGCACACAGCCAAUACAUUUUCCCUGCCCCUGUGCCAUGGCAAUGCCCUGGGCCAGUUCUUCUGUGAAAUCCCUCAGAUCCUCAAGCUCUCCUGCUCCAAAUCUUACCUCAGGGAAACAGGGCUACUUGUAGUUACUAGCAGUUUAUCACUGUGUUGUUUCGUGUUCAUUGUUUUCUCCUAUGUGCAGAUCUUCAGGGCUGUUCUGAGGAUCCCCUCUGAGCAGGGACGGCACAAAGCCUUUUCCACAUGCCUCCCUCACCUGGCCAUGGUCUCUCUGUUCCUCAGCACUGGCAUAUUUGCCUACAUGAAGCCCCCCUCCAUCUCCUCCCCAUCUCUGGAUCUGUCCCUGUCAGUUCUGUACUCGGUGGUGCCUCCAGCCCUGAACCCCCUCAUCUACAGCCUGAGGAACCAGGAGCUCAAGGCUGCAGUGUGGAGAGUGAUGAAUGGAUGCUUUCAGAAACAUUUAACUGCUGGCCAGUUUCAACAAAUUGCUUGAAAUAAAAGUUA